CAGCUUCCGUCUGGCAGAUAAGGGGGCGUGUGGAAGGUUGCCUGUUGUCAGACACUUUCCUACUUGCAGUACAGGUGUAGACAGGGCUAAACCCAGCAAAGCAUGGCUGUCAAAAGGGCACUAGUGAUCCUGGCCAAGGGGGCAGAAGAGAUGGAGACUGUGAUCCCCACUGAUGUUAUGAGAAGGGCAGGAGUGAGUAUAAUGUGUUUCUGCAGGGAGUGCUUGAUGCAGAUACAGUGGGAGAGGUUUUAUCAAGGCUAAAACAGGGGCUAUUAUGGGGAAACGUUCUAAAUAAUAUACACCACCUUAGACACCAAUAGAAUGAUGCUCCACAUUUAUCACCCCCCUCCUAUAGCAUUUAUUUUACAUUGGUAGAUGUGGCAAGUAACAGAAAACCAGUUUACAGUUCCCAUUCUAAAAGAAAAAUUUAACCUGGGGCAAACACAGCUUUCUUAAAACAUUCUCUACCCCCAUUAAAAGGACACUAAGCCAGAUGUGUUUUUUGGGGGUUCUUUUUUUCUUUAAGUGCAUGCUUUCUUACUGGUUUUUGUGACCAUCCAGUUAUGCCAGCUACCUGUUGUAUGCAGAUUUGCAUAAAGUGUGAAUUCAGAGUGAAUCUCAAAUUUAAAGGGGCACUAUAGUCACCAAACAACAACUUUAGCUUAAUGGUGUAGUUUUGGUGUAUAGAUCAUGCCACUGCAGUCUCAUUGCUCAAUUGUCUGCCACUUGGGAGUUAAAGGAACACUAUAGUCACCUAAAUUACUUUAGCUAAAUAAAGCAGUUUUAGUGUAUAGAUCAUUCCCCUGCAAUUUCACUGCUUAAUUCUCUGCCAUUUAGGAGUUAAAUCACUUGCUAAAGUUGUUCAGGCGACUAGAGUGUCCCUUUAAAUCACUUUGUUUAUGAAGUCCUAGACACACCUACACGGCCUUCCUAAACACUUCCUGUAAAGAGUCAUCUAAUGUUUACACUUCCUCUAUUGCACAAUCUGUUUUAAUUUAGCAUUUCUCAUCUCCUGCUCUGUUAAUAGCUUGCUAGAAGACCCUGCAGGAGCCUCAUGUACGUGAUUAAAGUUCAAUUUACAGGGAUAAAUAGCUUUUAAAGUAUGUUAAAAUCUGAUUUGAAAUAACACAAUUUUGUUUCCAUGCAGGCAGUGUCACAGCCAAGGGAGGUGUGGCUAAGGCAGCAUAAACCGGAACAAAAGGGACUUAAAUUAAGUGGCAGUGAAUUGAAAACUGAUACUUUAGAGGUGUGAUCUAUACUGCUUCAUUAAGAUAAAGUUGUUUGGGUGAAUAUAAUGUUUAGCCCCUUAAGGACACGUGACGGAAAUAUUCCGUCAUGAUUCCCUUUUAUUCCAGAAGUUGUGUCCUUAAGGGGUUAAAGGACCACUAUAGGCACCCAGACCACUUCAGCUCAAUGAAGUGGUGUGAGUGCCAGGUCCCCCAGGUUUUAACCCUACAGCUGUAAACCUAGCAGUUCACUGACAGCCACUAGAGGCCGGUUCCGUGAUUCUCACUGUGAAAAUCACAGGGAGAAGGCGCUGACGUCCAUAGGAAAGCAUCGAGAAAUGCUUUCCUCUGGGCGGUUUGAAUUUGCGCACGGCUCUUGCCACGCAUGCGCAACUGGCGCUGACGUCGGCAGGAGGAGGAGAGUUGCCCAGCGCUGGAGAAAGGUACGUGUUUUAACCCCUUCAGCCCAGUGGGAGGUGGGCCGUGGGGGGGACCUAAGGACUACAUAGUGCAUGAGAAGAGCAAAUCUAUUGUUUUCCAAAGUAAGGUUUUUAACUAUAGGUAAAUUAAAACGUGUAAACAUGCACGCUGUUUUGUGUACUAUUGAGAUUGAUUUCCUGUGUGAAUUAUGAAGGGAUUUACCACAAAACUGGAAAACUUGCUUGUGUGUCUCGGACCCCCUCGCGUUCACAUUACAUCUCCCAUAAUCCUUUGCUGUGCUCUGACUGUUGUAAAUUAUGGUAGCAUGGCAAGUGACUUGUGUGAGCGCUCUAUUUUUAUGAAAAUUACACAGUGAUUAUUUAUACAUGUUGACUUGCAGGACUACAUGAAAUGUUUUUAACAAUAUAUAUAUAUUUUUUUCUUCUAGAUCAAAGUAGUUGUUGCGGGUUUAGCAGGGAAGGAUCCUGUACAGUGCAGCAGGGAUGUGGUCAUCUGUCCUGAUAUGAGCUUAGAAGAUGCCCGAGCACAGGUCUGUUGGAUAUUUGGUCCUAAAUGAAAUCAUACUGUUAAAGGGUAUUUUUAAGUAAAAUGACCUCUAUUUAAGAUGAUGCAAAAAAAAAAAAAAAUUAAAAAGAGAUGUCAAGUUUAGUUUGUCGGACUGACCUGUGAACUGAUAUCAACACUGCUGUGGUUGUUAGCAAUUUACACGUAGCCCGGUUCACUGUGCCGCUAUCAACAUGCGCUUAGUAGAUGAGAGAGAGCUCAGUCCAAUUUGUGCCACUUUUACAUAUAAAACUUGAGCAAAAGGAACACAUGUAACUUGGAGCUCUUGCUCUGGGCCAUCUGAUUGACAGCUCCAAGGGGCUGACUUAGAGCUGUGGUGGUUUUUUUUGUUUAGUUUUUUGUUUUUUUUUAGAAAUCACUGCAGUUUUUAACCACUCGGAGGUAAGAGUAUGCUUAGGGUGUUCUAUGUCCAACACCCUCUCCAUUGCAAUAUCCAUAGAUGUGAUUUUGCAAAGAGUGACUCGUCUUGCAUUUUUUUUUUCAAAAAGACACCUAAAAGUUAAGUCUACUCCUGUGCGCAAUUUUUUUUUUUUUUUUAAAUACAAUAUACAGAGGAAGUGGAGAAAUGGGUAGCUUAUACUAAUUUAGAUUGCCCACAUACGUCCUAGUCUGGUUUUUGUGACAUAGAAGCUAAAGGUUUCUGUAGUGUAUUUACCUGCUUCGUUAUACACAUAGGUUUGCACAAUAAUUCUCUCACAUUGAGUUUUGUGAGGUCCAUGCUCAGCCAUUUCCUUUUUUUAAAGGUGCUGUCACAGGAGAAGAAUCAGAACAAAGAGAUUUGCUCUGUAAAACCAGCUUGAGAUUUGACCCACCGAAGGGCAGGCUAAGCGAGCUGUUGUCCAUUCUCACCUCUCUUGCUACUUGUUUUUUUUUUCGCUCCAAUAUAAAUGUUUUAUAUAUACAGUGCGUUAAAUAUGAUGGCAAAUCCACCUUGCAGCUUCCCUUUUAAAUUCUGCCGUCUGACCUUUAUGCUGUCAUUGGGCCUGCCAGCCUUCAUUUCUAAUUUAGGAAGACUCGCUCUGCCACUUGUCAGCUGCUAUGUUACUAUGUUACUGCUAAGCACUAAGUUAUUAAUUGUAUAUAUAGUACUUUAUAAAUGUGCAACUCAUUGCAGAGAUUUCACAGUCCCGGUUCUGAAAGAAUGUGUCGUUAGACAUUUGAACCAUCUGUCAGACAGGCGCACAUAAUCAUUUAUUGUACAGUCUUAACUAUUUAUAUACAAAAUAACAAUAGGGAGAAUAGGAAAGGCUACAGUGAUGUGGCAAAUUUGGUCAAACAAUGUGAUUACCAAUAACCUGUUAUUUUCAAAUUUAUCCGUCUACUUGGAUCCUGCAGAUUGAUAUGAUUAUUCAGUUCAUGAAGGUUUUACAGUACUUGUUUCCAAAAUGAACUGAUCAGAGGCCGAAUAGACACUAUAUUUAAGGAAACACACACUCCCUUUAUUUUAAAUUAGUCCGCUCUGUUGCAAAUUCUCAGCUACUUGCGCUCUUUUUGCUCCUAAUCUCAAAUCCUGACCCCCAGCAACAGCUAUGUCACUGUUUCUGCCCAGUUUCCUGUCUAACUGCCAAAAUUCUAUACCUUCCUAAUGCAAGAAUUCAUGGCAUUAACGCCUUCCUUGACAUUUUAGCGACUUAUAGAGACUCUGCUUAGUUUAUGCUUUCCUGUGGUCACCUCCAAAGGUAGGGGUUCCCAACCCAAAAGAUAUCUGGUCUGGAUUCUGAAUAUACAUAGAAAAAAGGGAAGAGCACACCAUGCAUUUCUCAAUAGUGAUGCUGCCAUAACCAGUGUUUGUGUUAUCAUUAAAGGACAUACUCAUAGGACGCUAAAACAAAUAGACAUUUUGUACCCACUAAUUCAAUGCCCUCCACUUUUUAUGAUUGCAUGUUUUAGCAUACGUAAAAAGUCUCUAGAAAAAAAAAUAUAUCUAGCCAAUUACAAUGCAGCCCUAAGAAGAUCAAAUACAUACAAUUUUGCUUGUUGUGUUCUGAUAUCUAUGCAGUGGAAAAUAAAUCGAAGCGAUCUCACACAUCUGGAUUUUUUUGUAAAAAUGUCUUCACUAAUGUGAGAAUUGCUGGGAAUUCAUAUGUAAAGCCAAAGUGAAUACAAAAAUUGUGAUUUUCUAGUUUGGUUGCUUAAGCCUAAAUUUUAAAAUUUGCGUUGAAUUCCAAGCCGUGCACACUUUAGUCAAUAACCUUGUUUUCCAUUCAUUAAACUGGAAAAAUAUAUUUUUGCAAGCCAGUUUUAUGAAUGAGUCUGAUGGGCUGAGAACCCUAAAUAACUCCACCCCCAGCAUACUCAUCCUAUAACUGUCUAAAGUUGAACCGCUAAUAUGGAGAAUUGCCACUGCAUUAGCAGAGGGGUUGAGGUGUAGGUCAGUUUCUGUCACACCUUUCAAGCUUUAUGUAUCAACAAAAUAAAUAUUUUAUAUAUAUAUAUAUAUAUAAAUAAUCUAUGAGCAUUUCAUACAUACAUCAACAUUUUAAUACAACAUGCUCUGAUUUGAAUUGGUUUUUUUCUAGGGACCCUAUGAUGUAGUGGUACUUCCUGGAGGAAAUCUUGGUGCUCAGAAUUUGUCAGAGGUAAUGGAAAGUUAUGUGAAAAUGGCAUAAAAGACCAUGGGUGCAAAAUAGAUAUUCAUGCAAUAUGCAUCCAGACAUACAGUAUCUCACAAAAGUGAGUACACCCCUCACAUGUUUGUAAAUAUUUUAUUAUAUCUUUUCAUGUGACAACACUGAAGAAAUGACACUCUGCUACAAUGUAAAGUAGUAAGUGCACAGCCUGUAUAACAGUGUAAAUUUGCUGUCCCCUCAAAAUAACUCAACACACAGCCAUUCAUGUCUAAACCGUUGGCAACAAAAGAGAGUACACCGCUAACUGGAAAUGUCGAAAUUGGGCCCAAUUAGCCAUUUUUACUCCCCAGUGUCAUGUGACUCGUUAGUGUUACAAGGUCUCAGGUGUGUUACAUUUGGUGUUAUCGCUCUCAUACUGGUCACUGGAAGCUCAACAUGGCACCUCAUGGCAAAGAACUCUCUGAGGAUCUGAAAAAAAAAGAAUUGUUGCUCUACGUAAAGAUGACCUAGGCCAUAAGAAGAUUGCCAAGACCCUGCAACUGAGCUGCAGCACGGUGGGCAACACCAUACAGUGGUUUCACAGGACAGGUUCCACUCAGAACAGGCCUCGCCAUAGUUGACCAAAGAAGAUUGCACGUGCUCAGCAUCAUAUCCAGAGGCUGCCUUUGGGAAAUAGAUGUGAGUGCUGCCAGCAUUGCUGCAGAGGUUGAAGUGCUGGAAAAUAAUGGUGGCUACAUACAAUAUUGACACUUUGGACAUUUCCACUUAUAGGUGUAUUCAUUUUUGUGAGAUACUGUAUAUGUGUUACAUUUUACUUUAUAUAAUAUCCUGUCCAUUGUGAAUUGGAAAAAUACAGUUUGAAGAAAUGCAGAGUAUACGGUAUUAGUAAAGUUGUCUGAAAGACCAAAAUUACAAAACAGAAUGGAAUUUCGUCAUUUUGGUCUCUCAGCCUCUUAGUAGAUAGCUCCCUAAUGAAAGAGUACAACAUUGAAGUGAGCUCCUGGGAGCUGAAAUGCCAGGAGCUGAGGAGGACUGACAGUAAGAGCGUGGCAGUGUCUGCAAGGGACAGGUUCGCGUAAAUCUACCUCCCCUUCCCCUGCACCACUUGGCCACCGCAGCCGUCACUUUUGGGUCUUUACAAAGGCACCAGACUUUGACAGUGCCGCUUUAACUGAAAUUCAAAUACGAUUUUAUUAUUGUUAAAUGGUCACAAUCAACUUAGUUUUUUUAUUUUGUCUGAGGAUCUAGUGACACUUUGAGCUUGUCUAAGACGACAUCAUGGAAUUAGAAACCAGGGAGCAGAUGAGCAACGUCUUUGCAACUUCAGCACUGAGCUGGUGCUAGGAUUGUUCCUUUUAAUAGCAAAUUCUCCAUGUGUCUUAUUGUGACUAGAAUACCUUGGUCCAUGUAUACAUGCUUGUGGCGAAACCAACCUCGCCACUGUGAACUGGAGAAGCCUGGUUGCUCGCCUGCUCCCUUUGGACUAUGGCCCUGCAGGUUAAACCGUUUAUUUCCCCUGCAGGAAGGCUUAUUUGUGUGAUCUGAGUGCCAUUCAUCUAAUAAUGUGCACUCAGAUCCCAGCUAUCUGGGGAUAUGUGAAAUGUCUGUGUGUUAUGUGUAAAUGUGACUUUAUGUAUUUUAAAGUGUUUUUGUGUCUUUUUGCAACCAUGUGCUUAAUGGAGUCUUGUGUCUAUCCUGGGAGAUAAUUUAAUUACUCUCCAGGAUAGAAGACUCUGAAACUGGUUUGGGCCAGAAAGCCAUGCUUCAUUUAGUCACAAGGACUUUUUACUAACUUUUGAACCCCUUGUCUGAUUUGUGCCAUUUUUGAAUAUGUUGUUCCCCUGAAUGGAUUGAUUGUGAAUAUGUAAUUUUAUGUGAAUGUGAUGUAUGGUUUUGGAGUUAUGAAAGUUGGGUAGAAGGUAUGUUUUAACUGUAUGUAUAAUUGAGUUUCCUCUCAGGAUAAGGGGAGGGAAUAUGUGGGAUGUAACUGUGAGGUGAUUGGUUGUUUUGUAACGCCCUGUGGGCUGUACUAUGUUUGUGGAUUGGGAAUAAAAGAGACUGUAUGUGACAGUACAGAGGGUUCCUGUUUUAACCCUCAAAGUGAAGUGUCGUCUCAUUAUUGGGGGAAGGAUUCAUUGUAUGCUGUUCCAGUUUGACUGCUAGGAGAGUAAACCUAUUUGUAUGGUUCCUAUUCAACUGUCUACAGCAUUCAUAUGCUUGAGAGCAUUCACAUGCUCCUACGGUUCGGUGAUUGUGGUGUCUGCCAGAGUGCUUGGAGUCCUCAGGAAGCGCUAGGAGCAUCCUUCAACGGAGGUACCCAGUCGGGGUGCCAGGCGAUCCGUUACAAUGCUCAGUGAGGCUUACGAGCCAGACCUUUUAUAAGUGAUUUUGGGGAAGGAGAAAUUUUUUUUUUUUUUUUUUUCUUUCCUUUGCAAUCCAACAUCCGGUCGACUCUCUCUUUCCUCACCGGCUUGCAGACAUUGUCUGCGCUGGAAGCCUGGGUAAUCACUGAUCUAAGACUCUGGUUCUGUGAUAUCUAAGGAGGAACUUUACUUCCUCCUUUGAUGUCCAAGGUUCAUCUCUCUUGUGCUUGCGAUCCCCUUAUCAGAGCUGUGCAGGGAAUAAUAGUAAAUAAACCCAUUUUUCUCUAUCUAUUUUAGUCUCCUGCUGUAAAGGAUGUAUUGAAAGAACAGGACUCCAAGAAGGGCCUUAUUGCUGCCAUUUGUGCAGGUAUGUGGCGUUAAUCACAAAUCAAGCAGUGGAUAGGAUAAUUAUUUUCAUUCGAAGGGUGUCCAGUAAAAUUCUUAUAUUGUCCCCAGCAGCUGUUUGACGUUCUAUAGUUUUUCUCACUCUGGUAUUCAGCAUGGGGAAAAAAAUAUCUGACCUAUUUUCCCCAUAUGUGAAGGCUUAGGUAAAAAUGAUUGUGGUGCCUUUGGGAAACUUUAAUAUAUGAAGCUUUUGACAUGGCCAUACUUGCUAAAUACCCCUUGGAGAAAGAGUCUCUUUGUAGCUUGUAUUAUGAUGUUUGUGAAUAUAGCUGAUAACUCUUUAGAUCUGGUUCUGGUGUUUAAUAUUUUGGUAUUACAGGCCCCACCGCUCUCCUGGCUCAUGGAAUCGGAUUUGGAAGAAGUGUCACCACACACCCCCUGGCUAAAGACAAAAUGAUGGCAGGAGGUAAUAUCAAAACGCAUGUUAAACCUGCUGUUUAUUGAUCUAUUUGAAGAAGUUUUAGGUUGAAUUGGUGUCAUGCAAAAUCAAGUUCAUCAGUGGUCCUAAAAGAAUAUUGUCCAUUUUUAUAUGUACCAUCACAGAAUUGGGAUUUUUUUUUUUUUUUUUUUUUUAACUAGACAGUAAAUUGGCAAAGUUAAAGAUUAAUUUAUGUAUAGUUUGUUUGCAAUCAAUGUGUAUAUUUUGUAAGCCACAUCAUAACAAUCCUAAGGAAUGGCUUCUCAAGUCCUUAUUAGUGUUUCCAUCUCUCAAUCUUUCACAAGUUUUACAAAAGAAAUUAGUGAAUGUCAUACAUGGAAUGUGUGUUUUAUUUAUAUAUUUUUUUAUUUUUUUUUGUAAGCAUGUUGUGAUCACUGAAGUGCUUUGCUUUUGUUUAGAUAACUGUAAUAAUGUCAAACAAUUUUUCAAACAAAUGCCAUUCGCCCCAGUAUUAAAGAAUUGCCUAUUUGCAUUCAAGUGGUGAUGUCCUUUUAAAUCCUAACUCCUUGGUUUUAUAUGUUGAUCAGUGCUUCAUAAAAUGGUCUUCUGCAUAUAGGAAUAUCCACACUGAUAAAUGCAUUUCUUCUUAUCAGAUCACUAUAAGUACUCAGAAAAUAGAGUGGAGAAGGAUGAGCAUUUUAUCACAAGCCGUGGACCUGGUACCAGCUUUGAGUUUGGCCUGGCUAUCGUUGAAUUCCUCCUUGGACGUGAAGUGGCUGAUCAAGUAAAGGCACCUUUAGUACUGAAAGAUUAACCAAUGGAUUUAAUUAUGGUUAUGUUGCACUUAGCCCUUACUGAUCGUGGUACAAUGCAUUUCAAUACACGGUUUUCCUUCUUCGGUUUGUUAACUCUGUAUCCAGUUUUGUCAAAUAGUUUUAUUUGGAAAUCCAUUCUAAAGUUAGGGCAAAAUAUAAUAAAUAGCACUUAAUGAGUCUGCUAUGAACAUGCAAUUUGUCAAACGUAAAAUAAAUUGGUCAAUUAAACGAUCUGUGUGGUUAUGUUAUGAAACCAAAAUGUAUAAAAUACAAAUCGGCCUCUCUUUGGUAAUUUGGAGCAGACAAUAAAAAAAUUUAAAAAUAAAUAAUAUUUAAG
Pelobates cultripes (western spadefoot toad) is the source of this 9100-nucleotide messenger RNA. The record is from the annotation of a GenBank genome assembly. Lineage: Eukaryota; Metazoa; Chordata; Amphibia; Anura; Pelobatidae.